Messenger RNA from Magnolia sinica, 1420 nucleotides. Its product is annotated as protein XRI1-like. Lineage: Eukaryota; Viridiplantae; Streptophyta; Magnoliopsida; Magnoliales; Magnoliaceae. The record is from RefSeq and is a predicted model, not a curated record. The transcript has 9 exons. Gene Ontology annotation, biological process: male meiotic nuclear division; female meiotic nuclear division. The coding region runs from base 115 to 1017 and encodes 300 amino acids.
AAAAGGGUCCACACAGAGAAGUCUCUCUCUCUCUCUCUCACUCUCCCUCUCUCCCCAUUCAAGAGGAGAAAAUUGCAUUCUGGGACUUGUACACCCACUACAACGUCAGAGUACAUGGACAACAAUGUAAAUUACAAUAGCGGACAGUGGGAAUGGCAAGGCGACGAUUAUUAUCUACAAAGAGAUCCCAAUCUCAACAUAUCUCCCUGCUUAUGGGAUGGAGUAAACCAAAAUGAAGAAGAUUACUCGUAUAUGCUUGACGAAACGACUCCAGUCAAGGCCUGUAUGGAUUUCGAUUGUCAUGUUUCUGAAUAUGGAGAAAACAUCAAGGGUUUGGACGAAUGUAGAGAGCCUUCACAACUAAAGAGGCGACGCAUGCUACAUUUCAAUCCUCAAGCUACUGAUCCCUGCAACUGCGAUGAACAAAUCCCAUCUGCAUUUGUGAAAUCGAAGGAUAGGGAGAUGUCAUUAGUGGAAGAUGGAUUAGCUGAAAACAUGCAGUGGGCGCCGAGUUUCCCUGAUGAUAGAUGCACCUCUGGCAACGAUGGCUUGGAUCAAUCAUCAGAGGGAUGGCUUGCAAAUUGCUUUAUCGAUUCUGAUGAAAUGAAUGUUUCCGGGGCAUCCGAUGAUCAGGUCGAUAUAUCAGAAUUCUGCAAAGUCCCACCUGAGAUGGGAGCUGAUAUAAUGCAAGAACCUUCCACCCCAGCUCCUCGCAGCUUUUUUAAAAUCAUAUCAGGUAGGAAAUCAUGCAUGCCAGCCCCAACAAAGUUGGCUACAUCUGUUGCAUAUCCCUUUGCCCUCAUCAAACCAUGCGGAGUAGAAGGAGAUGUGACUCUGAAGGACAUAAACCAGCGCAUCCGUAUUCCACCACCAUCGGAAUCUAAGGAUAAGAAUGACGAGGACCCUGCAUGUUCUUAUCCCACGUCAGCUUUUUCUGGGAAGCCCGUGGUUGUAAAGACCAAGAUCCGCACCGAAGGGGGGAAAGGCAGCAUCACAAUCAUGCGGACCAAAGGAUGACUAGAUAAGUCCUUUCUUCUCAUGGUUCUUGCUUCUCUCUCUUGCUCAUGUAUAUCUCUUUUUGGUUGUGAAGUUUCUCCAUGAUAUACCGUGGCCCACCAACAUAGAAGUUCUAUUAUAUUAUCAGGAUCGUCUCAUGUGAUGUUGGGUUUCUUUUUGUUAGUAAAUGCCCUUGUCAUUCCCUUUUUAAAAAUCUUUUUUUAUGUUGAAACGGUUGGGUACUUGGGUUGUUUUGUAAGCUAAUACAAAGCUGAUGCUUAAAGAACAUAUGAUGAUUGGGAUGGGGAUCUUGAGGGGUUAGAUGCUCAUUCCUGCUUUUGAUUUUGGGGAAUUGUAGUAAUACUUCAAUUGUAUUCCUUUCAUGUGCAAAGAAUGUUGUUAGGCAUUUGGAUGCUUGAGUGAA